CGUGUGUGUCAGUGCUAAUAUAAAAAAUGUCAACAGAUGGCGGUCUGAGCUCAGCUGCAUCAGUGCGCAUCCCUCGCCGCCUCGAGCCUGUUUCUCGGUUAACCAGUGGUCAGCUACCCUUUUAUGAACAUCCGGCAUGGAAAUAAGACUGCUUUGGAGUCACCGGAAGGAGUGUUCAUCCUCUUUUGGCUCUUUUGCACCAACCUACCACGUCUCAGACCAGAUGAAACUGAUGAUCAACUCACCCAUCCAGCUCCUGGUUCCCUCCAUCACCACCAGGGGCUUUCCAUACCGCGCCGUGCCGAGAGCGGCGUGCUUCACCGUCUCUUCUGCCUGCACUUAUCUUAACGGAGACUCCAGACGCGCAGCGCGGUGGCAGACAGGGCGCACAGAGAGUCUGUCCCUCAGAUUUCCAUCACACAGGGGAUCCUAUACCUUUCAUUCCGGGAGAAAGCGGCAAGUUAAACACUCGUCAUCGCCUCCCUCUGCAACUUGUCACGGCAAAGGCAUUUGUUCCCGACACUGGAUAACAAAGAAUUUGGAGAGGAGCCACGAAGCUAGAGAGAGACUAAUGUUGAAUGGCAUAGUAAAGUCAACCUGAAGUACCUGAGAGCCAUCAUUUGUGUGGAGUGGCAGCAAGGUCAUCUGACUAAGGGAUGGUUUGUCCUUUUCCUGCCUUUGAAUCCCUGAUGGAGUUGUCAUGAUGGCCAAAGAAAAACGGUGGGACCUUUGAAGAAUGAACUUUCCAAACCACUGGAUUGUUCUGGUUGGAAAAGCCGUUGCAGAUCAAACAAAUUCACCAACAGUAAAAUCAGUUGGCCUUUUCUCAGUUCAAGGAUUCUGCUUCAGGAGCCAAAACCAGUCACAACUUUUUUAAGGAGCUGGACUACAGAACAGUUUUCUUUGCAAAAACAGUUCAUAGAAUAACUUUUUGUAUUAAACCACCUAAAACGCACACCAACCUGUUGAAGUGACAUGGCCAGAUGUGAAAUCAGAAGCACUGAAAGCAAACGACAUAGAGAGAAAUGGAUGGAAACCAUCAUCACUCUUCAGAGGCGUGUUCCUCAAUGCCACUGUAUCCCUGUUUCCACCUGGUUCCCUCACUGAUCAGAGAAAUCUGUUGUGUUUCGUUCAAAAAUUCAGCUUGAAAAACACUUGACUGAGUCUUUAUUUUUGUCACGCUAGGACAUACUUUGAAAAAAUAUCAGAAACUCUAUAAGGUGGGACAGAUACUAUAAGAGAAUCAGAAUGACCGGCCAUGUUACAAUACAAACAGGUACUCUGCAGGUGGUAGAAAUCCAAUAUGCUCUAUGACCUGCCUUGUAUUCAGCAGAUAACUUCAGAUUGAUUCGCGAUCCCAUGGAUUAACUUUCAGGUUCUCACACCAAGACCUUUUAAGUUUGCCCUGGUGGAGUUUUAUUCGGUGUAAAGCUACGAUUGAAAAACUCUUCCUGUCUGCAUGUAUCUUUUAUAUUACAUGUAGACCCAGGUUGGAUAUCUUCUUCUUUUUUUUUUUGUUUUCUUCAUUUUUAAAUCGUAAUGGCUCCUUAUUGGACAACAGGAGCUUGUACACUUUUGGCAGCAUUAGGUCUUCUUAGCUGCUGUAGUUUCCACUGGUGUGAGGCCUCGAGGACUAGUGGUUCAACCUCAAGAGGGAAUAGACAGGACCAAGGACCCUCGUCACUUGAAAGAGUUAAGAGAGGAUGGGUUUGGAACCAGUUCUUUGUGGUGGAGGAGUACACAGGCACGGAGCCGCUAUAUGUCGGAAAGAUCCAUACAGACUCGGACGAAGGUGAGGGCAACAUCAAGUACACUAUCUCUGGAGAAGGGGCAGGCACCAUCUUCAUCAUCGAUGAGCUAACAGGAGACAUCCAUGCUACAGAGAGACUAGACCGUGAAGAGAAGGCUUUUUACACGCUUAGGGCUCAGGCUCGGGACCGGCUCUCCAAUGACCCUCUUGAACCAGAGUCAGAGUUUGUCAUCAAGGUCCAGGACAUAAACGACAGUGAGCCCAAGUUCUUGGAGGGCCCCUAUAUCGGCAGCGUGGCAGAGCUGUCACCCAUAGGAACGUCCGUUAUGAAGGUUACUGCAUCAGAUGCUGACGACCCUACAUACGGCAGCAGUGCCAGAGUGGUGUACAGCGUUCUGGAUGGAGAAAAAUUUUUCAAAGUUGAUAGACACACAGGGAUCAUCAUGACAGCAGUGGCGGAUUUGGACCGUGAAACACAGGAUCGUUAUGAGCUGGUCGUCAAGGCAACAGACAUGGCAGGACAAAUGGGCGGUCUCUCCGGCUCCACCACGGUGACCAUAGUGAUCACAGAUGUUAAUGACAACCCACCGCGCUUCCCACAGAAGAUGUAUCAGUUUUCCGUGUCAGAGGGGGCGGCUAUGGGGACACCAGUUGGACGUGUCAUUGCAACGGAUGCAGACAUGGGAGAGAACACAGACAUGAGCUAUCUGAUCAAAGAGGGAGGGGAGCUCUUCAAGGUCAAUACCGAUGUGGAGACACAGGAGGCUAUUGUCUCCAUCAAGAAGCCUCUGGACUUUGAGAGCAAGCGCACACACAACGUUGUGGUGGAGGCUAUAAAUAAGCACGUGGACCCUCGCUUCGUGGACCUGGGCUCCUUUCGGGACCAGACCAUUGUCCGGGUCAGCGUGUCGGACAUAGAUGAGCCACCCAUCUUUCAACCAGCAGAGGGCGCUGUCAUGGAAGUGCAGGAGGAUGCCAAAGUAGGAGCGCUGGUUGGCAUCGUUACUGCUAGAGAUCCAGAUGUGAAGAAUAAACCUGUCAGGUUCUCCAUCGAUCGGACCACAGACCAGGAGAUGAUCUUCCAUAUUGAUCCAAAUUCGGGAGCAAUCACACUGGGCAAGAUAUUGGACCGAGAGACCGCAGGCUGGCACAAUAUCACUGUGAAGGCUGUAGAAGCAGAUAACCAUACCAUGGCGUCCCACUCGGCUGUGAGUAUUCGGAUUCUGGAUGUAAAUGACAACCCUCCUGAACUGGCCACACCGUACGAAGCCUCCAUAUGUGAAGAUGCCAAACCAGGCCAGCUGAUUCACACCAUCAGUGUGGUGGAUAGGGACGAGCCGCAAUCUGGUCAUCGCUUCUACUUCACCCUGGCCCCUGAGGACUCCAGCAAUCGACACUUCACCCUGUGGGAUGUCAAAGACAACACAGCUGGCAUCCGGACCCAGCGGUCAGGAUUCAACCGCCAUGAGCAGAAUGUGUACUUCCUGCCUAUCCUGGUGGUUGACAGCGGGCCUCCCUCUCUCAGCUCCACAGGCACCCUGACCAUUCAUGUCUGCGGCUGCGACACAGAUGGAGCCAUCCAGUCUUGCAAUGCCACAGCCUAUGUAAUGAGUGCUGCUCUCAGCCCUGGGGCACUUAUAGCACUACUCGUCUGCAUGCUCAUCCUUAUAGUCCUUGUCUUACUGAUCCUGACCCUGAAACGCCACCGGAAGGGCCAGAGGAUGGCAGAGGACGAGGAGGACAUGAGGGAUAACGUCAUCAAGUACAAUGACGAGGGCGGAGGGGAGCAGGACACUCAGGCAUACGACAUGAGCGCCCUGAGGAACCUGUAUGACUUCCCGGAGGCCAAGAGCUGUGACUCUGGCCCGGACAUCCGCUCACUGCCACAGUGGAUACAGGCAAAUCGAGUGGGUGGGGGCGCAGAGGGAGCUGCUGCAGCGGCGGCAGACUUCUCCUUAUUCAAAGGCUACAUCCGAAAGAAGGUGGAGCAGGCUGACGCUGACCUCUCAGUCCCGCCGUACGACUCCUUCCAGACGUACGCCUUUGAGGGCACCAGUUCACCGGCGCUCUCGCUCAGCUCCAUCCACACGCUGUCUACCACCUCGGAGCAGGAUUUCUCCUACCUCAGCGACUGGGGACCACGUUUCAGGCAACUGGCGGGUUACUACGCUCCAGGAAACCCUGAGGAGGAAGGGUCCUAGCACAGCUUCUCCUCUGCAGAGAGACAUUUAAACUCCCUCUUCUUCUUCUUCUUCCUCCUCCUCCUUUUCUGCCUCCUCUUCUCACCCUCUGGCACUCUGAGAUCACUGAGAUCAUCAGAGCCAGCACUGUGUACUCCUUAAAACAGAGCACUGCCUCUUUAUCUCUUUGAAAGAAAGUUACCAGUGUCAAAGUUUGAACUCUUUUUUGUACACUCUUCUGAUUGGUUUUCAGACUUCGACAUGAAAGCUCUGGCAAUGAUAUGAGAGAGAGGAAUGAAAGCCUAAAUUGCCAUUUAGGCAGUUGUGAAGUGGUUAAAAUCCUUAUUUUAAGCCACAAGACGAGAGUUCAGAGAAGCAAGAUUAGAUAUUAUAGGGUUAAACCAUGCCAAGGUAAACUGUCUGACAAACAUGUAUUUAUUUAAGGAGGAAAUAUUUAUGUAUGUAUUUAUUUGUUUUUAUGUAUUUAUUUAUUUAUUUACGACAUUAUGAUCAUGGUAACUGCAACAAUGAACUCUGCUGAAGUGCUAAGGGAAAAGGGAAGAGAGGAGGACAUUUUAGAAAGGAAUGAGAGACGACAUUGAAGAAAGAAAGGACUGCAGGGGCAGAGGACUCGUCACAAUGCUGGUGACGUCUGGGUCAUGAAAAAAAAAAUUACAUUCUGGAAAAUAUUUGUAUUUAUUUUCUAUGACCACUUUUGUAAAAUAACCAACUUAAGACAGAUAGAUAAAAAGCAAAAGUCAAAUAAAAAGAAGGAAUAGAUGGAGAGAAAGAACUGCAGAAGAGCUGCCAGGUCUCUCUGAACGGUUGAGACGGACAUACUUUUGCUGUAUUUUAGCGAUUUAUAAAAAAAAAAAAAUGGGGGUUUCGGAGGUCACAAACCGAGGACAAUUGUGUGUUAACAAUUUCUUUUCUUAUCCUCUCCACAGCCAAUUGUAAGGCAAUAAGGCACAAACCGCAACAGUGAUUUACGACUAAACAAAAUGACUGUUUCGUGGAAUUGGGUGGUGGCCAGCUUUGUCCCGCGGGGGGUGGUGGGGGGGUUCACUCCA
Messenger RNA from Seriola aureovittata, 5000 nucleotides. RefSeq names its product cadherin-22 (gene cdh22). Gene Ontology annotation, biological process: cell-cell junction assembly; adherens junction organization; homophilic cell-cell adhesion. Gene Ontology annotation, cellular component: catenin complex; adherens junction; plasma membrane. The transcript has 16 exons. The coding region runs from base 1540 to 3951 and encodes 803 amino acids. Gene Ontology annotation, molecular function: calcium ion binding; cadherin binding. NCBI's taxonomy places the organism in Eukaryota, Metazoa, Chordata, Actinopteri, Carangiformes, Carangidae. The record is from RefSeq and is a predicted model, not a curated record.